AGUUAGUGCACUGCUUCGUUUCUAAAAUGGAUCUCUGGGAGAGUGAUAAAUAUGCAAAAUUAUCUUACGAUCUAUACGAUGGUUUGGACGAGGACAUGAUGGUUGCUACACUCCCUCCUGUUGUUAUCUUUCAUGGUCUGUUCGACCAUAAAGGAAACUGGGCAGACAUUGCAAAAUCUAUUGCUGAUAAAUCGGUUAGAAAGGUAUACGUACUUGAUAUGAGAAAUCAUGGUGACAGUCCCAAAAUGGCAAGUAUGACUCACGAUGCAAAUGUUAAUGACUUGGGUAUGUUUCUGAAGAAGAUUAACGAGCCAGUAAUACUCAUUGGCCAUAGUUUAGGAGGAACAACAGCAAUGGAGAUAGCCUUUAAGAAGCCUCACUUGGUUAAACAGUUAAUUUUGAUUGAUGUUUCACCAUUGAGAUAUCCUGCUAAUGAAGAGACUGAAGUCAGUUACCUCAUAGACCAAAUAAGAACUGUACUAAACAUCAUUAAUUCCACAGAAGAAUUUUGCAAAUUAAAUUCCGUUUUGGAAAAGUAUUUCCAGAAAUAUAUCAAAAACGUUACUCUGUGCAAAAUGAUCUUAUCCAAUGUAAAGAAAGAAAAUGACAAA
Messenger RNA from Centruroides sculpturatus (bark scorpion), 611 nucleotides. RefSeq names its product protein ABHD11-like. Lineage: Eukaryota; Metazoa; Arthropoda; Arachnida; Scorpiones; Buthidae. Gene Ontology annotation, cellular component: mitochondrion. The record is from RefSeq and is a predicted model, not a curated record. The transcript has 5 exons. The annotation marks the transcript as partial.